Symbiodinium natans is the source of this 840-nucleotide messenger RNA. NCBI's taxonomy places the organism in Eukaryota, Dinophyceae, Suessiales, Symbiodiniaceae. The record is from the annotation of a GenBank genome assembly.
AUGCCAGUGGAGGAAGGCUGGGUUUAUGGCCAGAAGCCGAAGGAGCCGGAGGCGCCGCCGGACCUGGAGAGUCUGUUCGAAGCUGCUGGGGUACCAGACAAACUCACGAAUGGACAACCACCUUUUUCUCCAGAAUGGUAUGCAGGAGCCAAAGAUAGGCAGAGGGUGCGUGAUCUGGAGAUCGAGCAGAUCAUGAGCCAGCGCAAUGAUGUGCGGCAUCAAUGGGCCGAAUUGAUGUGGACGGACUUGACUAUUUGGCGCGACCGAAUAGAUUACACAGCUGCUCUACCGGAACCGCUUGCAGAUCUGCAAGCGCUGCUUGCUCGAACCAAGCACGAGCGCCCAGAUGACGUUGCCCGGUUCGAAGAGAUCCAGGAGAUUGCUGCUAGAGCCGGUGUCCGACAAGUUCAAGUCAGGAUGCACUUGGUUGAAGCAAAAGAGCAGAUGAUGGACAUCGAGGGCAAGGUACGCUCGAAGGAAGCGGAGGAUGAGGCGGCUGAAAAGGAUCGGCUGGAAAAGAAGAGGCUGGCAGAGAAGCGUCGGCGUCGUGCCGAAAGGGUCCUGAAGCGCAAUGAAGCUCUGCUUGCUGGCGAGGAGCCUCCGCCUCUAAUCGAAGACUCCGAAGAAGAAGGUAUCCAGUCUAGAGACGAUCCCAAGGAUUCGAUGCAGGAGCUGAUAGAAGCAUCCCCUCAAGGGAUGCGAACAAGGAGCUCCAGAAGUGAGGAUUCUCCAGCGGCGCACUCCCUUGCAAAUUCGCUUUCGCCGCCACCUCUGCAAAGAGGCGGUUUGGCUCGUGAGCUGCCCCCGUUGCAAGACCCGCCUCUGCCUCCCUUGGAUUGA